Molecule: messenger RNA, 1372 nt
Organism: Quercus robur (English oak)
Lineage: Eukaryota; Viridiplantae; Streptophyta; Magnoliopsida; Fagales; Fagaceae
Product: WAT1-related protein At5g40230-like
Exons: 8
Coding region: 47-1120 (357 amino acids)
Cellular component (GO): plasma membrane
Molecular function (GO): transmembrane transporter activity
Source: RefSeq, a predicted model, not a curated record
AAAGAUCAUUAGGGAGAGAGAGAGAGAGAGAGAGAGAGAGGGAGAGAUGGCAUGGAGAUAUUGUCACAAGGAUGCUCUUCCAUUUUCAGCCAUGGUUGCAGUAGAAUGCAUUAACGUUGGCUUAAACAUCUUAUUCAAAGCAUCCAAUUUAAAAGGACUGAGCUACUAUGUCUUCAUUACCUACACCUCUGCCAUUGCUACUCUUGUUCUCCUCCCUUUGGUCUUCAUCUUUCGUGGAACAACCGGGCUCCCUACAUUCAAGUGGCCUCUCAUCAAUAGAAUUUUCCUACUUGGAAUAAUUGGAUUUUUAGCUCAGUUGUGUGCCUAUAAAGGAAUUGAAUACAGCUCACCGACUCUUGCUUCAGCCAUCGGCAACCUCACACCGGCUUUGACCUACAUACUUGCUGUUAUUUUCAGAAUGGAAAAUCUAGCUUUGAGAAGCUCAAUCACUCAGGCUAAAAUCAUUGGCACAUUAGUAUCAAUAUCAGGAGCAUCAGUAGUGCUUUUCUACAGGGGCCCUACAAUCAUAUCUCCAUCUCAAUCACCGUCCCUUUCACUUCAUUCUCCACAAGGCACAUCAGAAACAAAAUGGGUGAUAGGUGGCCUUUUACUUGCUGUCGAGAACCUUCUGUUUUCAGGUUGCAGCAUUGUUCAGACCCAAGUUAUGAAAAUAUAUCCAGCAGAGAUAGUUGUGGUCUUCUUAUGCGCCUUGUGUGUAACAAUUAUAUCUGCACCAGUAUGUUUAAUGACAGAAGGAAACUUGCUUGCUUGGACGCUAAGGCCUGAUGUAGCAUUGGUCACCAUUAUAUACUCGGGAUUCUUUGGUUCAUCCAUCAGUGUUGUUAUCGCAUGGGCCUUGCACUUGAAGGGGCCUGUGUAUGUAUCAAUCUUUAAGCCAUUGUCAAUAGUCAUUGCAGCUGCUAUGGGUGUCAUAUUCCUUGGUGAUGCUCUCUAUCUUGGGAGCCUCAUUGGAGCAAUAAUAUUAUCAAUUGGAUUUUAUGCUGUCAUAUGGGCAAAAGCUAAAGAAGAAUUGAGAAAAGACUAUUGUUGUGAUAGCUUGGGAUCUUCGUCUGAUGAUAAGACCCCUUUGUUGAAUAGCUACAAAUUUGAAGCUUCUUAGGUUGCUGAUGAAGAAAUGAGUGUGUAGUGUUUUGGGGAAUGAGGUAAUUGAAGAACAGGGGAGAGUGAUUGACUGGUUCGAAGGAGUCACCCUCCAAGUAGACAGAAUAAGAGGAGAAUUGAGAAUGAGAAAGGAAUUUGCAUUACAUUUCAUGUAUGUUUGUCAAUGGAUCAAUUACAAGUGUUUACUGGCAAUUCUUACAAUGGCAUUAGCCAAUGAGAACCAAUACAACUCAACUACUGGUAUAACUAA